This is a messenger RNA of Notodromas monacha, 1050 nucleotides long. The record is from the annotation of a GenBank genome assembly. Lineage: Eukaryota; Metazoa; Arthropoda; Ostracoda; Podocopida; Cyprididae.
AGCAUUUUUCUCAAUGAUGCACACAUUUGUGGCAGCUUUUGAUGCUUUCUGUUGAAAUUCCAACUCCCAGAACUCAGCUUCUGCAGUCAACAUGGUUAACAGCCAAAUUUUGUGCUAUAAUCACCUUUUGAAGGUCCCUAAAACAGACUUCCCUCACCAGACAUUACUUACUAAUUUUACUGUCUUGCUUUAGUGAGAAAUUGAUCAAACAAAAUUAUAUUUCUCAACAUGUUGAGUGCAAGGUCACAGUUUGAUUCUGAGGCUUUGGCAGAAGCUGCCAGGAAUGGAGACCUGAAGAAGGUGGAGAAGAUUUUGGAUGGAAUGGGUAACUUCACUCUGAUCAACAGAGGCAAUGAGUAUGGUCAAACCCCUCUUCACAAGGCAGCCAUAUCUGGGAAACCAGAUGUUGUGAGUGUCUUGGUGCAAAGUGGGGCUUCCAUAGAUGCAAAAGAUGCAUUUGGGUCCACCCCGCUCCAUGUGGCCUGUCAGUUCAACCGCCCACAUGUAGUCCAUGUGCUGCUGGAGCUGGGGGCCAAUGACACCAUCACUGACUCUUUUGGUGCUACACCAUUGCAACGGUGCAAGGACUUGAACAAUCUUGAAUGCGAAAGGGCACUGUUGAGGUUUCCAAUCAUCAAAGAGAUGUCAAAGAGGAUAGACAAAGUUGAGGCAGAUUUGGAGAGUGCUGACUUGGACAUGCUGUUUCUGUCAGAACAGAUUAAAAGUGAUCCAGCUCUGAUGGACAAAGCUUUGGCAAAGUACAAGAAAAUUGCUUUGGACAAGCAUACAAAGAUGCAAGAAAAGAAAAGGAUUUUGAGGGAGCAGCAAAUGGCUCUCAAGAGGCAACAAGAAGAAAGGAUAAAAGCCCUGAGCACAAAUAAUCUAGCAUUUAAAGCUGAUGAAAAUCCCCAACCCUCAAAGAACUCCACAAAAACAAACAAGGAAUGAUUUGGGAAUGAAAUGUUUUGAGUUAGGAUUGAAACAAUUUGGAACAAUUUAUUCCAUCUUCUUGAACAUGUUUCAAGAGCAUAAUAUACACAAUAUGGCGCA